Otolemur garnettii (small-eared galago) is the source of this 1423-nucleotide messenger RNA. Its product is annotated as ATP-dependent RNA helicase DDX19A. Lineage: Eukaryota; Metazoa; Chordata; Mammalia; Primates; Galagidae. The record is from RefSeq and is a predicted model, not a curated record. Gene Ontology annotation, biological process: poly(A)+ mRNA export from nucleus. The annotation marks the transcript as partial. Gene Ontology annotation, molecular function: ATP binding; RNA helicase activity; RNA binding. The transcript is spliced from 11 exons. Gene Ontology annotation, cellular component: cytoplasmic stress granule; nucleus.
CGCGCCGCCCCCGCUUCCAGUUCUCGUGAGAAGCGUUCUGGCGCGGCUGGCGGGCUCAGGGCCGGUGUAGGUGCGCGGUGCGCUGCAGUUUCUCUUAAGUCGGCCACCCUUUCCCGGGACCAUGGCCACGGACUCCUGGGCACUGGCGGUGGACGAGCAGGAAGCAGCUGUCAAGUCGAUGAGCAGUUUGCAGAUCAAGGAAGAGAAAGUCAAACCAGAUACUAAUGGUGUUAUCAAAACCAGUACUACUGCUGAGAAAACAGAUGAAGACGAGAAAGAGGACAGAGCUGCCCAGUCCUUACUCAACAAGCUGAUCAGAAGCAACCUUGUCGAUAACACAAACCAAGUGGAAGUCCUGCAGCGGGAUCCAAACUCCCCCCUCUACUCCGUGAAGUCUUUUGAAGAGCUUCGGCUAAAACCACAGCUUCUCCAGGGAGUCUAUGCCAUGGGCUUCAAUCGACCUUCCAAGAUACAAGAGAAUGCCUUACCCAUGAUGCUUGCUGAGCCUCCACAGAACCUGAUUGCCCAGUCUCAGUCUGGCACAGGAAAGACAGCUGCUUUUGUCUUAGCCAUGCUCAGCCGGGUGGAACCAGCGGACAGAUAUCCCCAGUGUCUAUGUCUCUCCCCAACGUAUGAGCUGGCACUUCAAACAGGGAAAGUGAUUGAGCAGAUGGGCAAAUUUCAUCCAGAACUAAAGCUUGCUUAUGCUGUCCGAGGCAAUAAAUUGGAAAGGGGUCAAAAGAUCAGUGAGCAGAUUGUCAUUGGUACCCCUGGGACCGUCCUGGACUGGUGCUCCAAGCUCAAGUUCAUUGACCCCAAGAAGAUCAAAGUGUUUGUUCUGGACGAGGCUGAUGUGAUGAUAGCUACUCAGGGCCACCAGGACCAGAGCAUCCGCAUCCAGAGGAUGCUGCCCCGGAACUGCCAGAUGCUGCUUUUCUCUGCCACCUUUGAAGACUCUGUGUGGAAGUUUGCCCAGAAAGUGGUCCCAGACCCAAACGUUAUCAAAUUGAAGCGCGAGGAGGAGACCUUGGACACCAUCAAGCAGUAUUACGUCCUGUGCAAUAGCAGAGAUGAGAAGUUCCAGGCCUUGUGUAACCUCUACGGGGCCAUCACGAUUGCUCAAGCCAUGAUCUUCUGCCAUACCCGCAAAACAGCUAGCUGGCUGGCAGCAGAGCUCUCAAAAGAAGGCCACCAGGUGGCCCUGCUGAGUGGAGAAAUGAUGGUGGAGCAGAGAGCUGCGGUGAUUGAGCGCUUCCGAGAGGGCAAAGAGAAGGUUCUGGUGACCACCAACGUGUGUGCCCGCGGCAUUGAUGUCGAACAGGUGUCCGUUGUCAUCAACUUUGAUCUUCCUGUGGACAAGGACGGGAACCCAGACAAUGAGACCUACCUGCACCGAAUUGGGCGCACUGGUCGCUUUGGCAAG